Molecule: messenger RNA, 1795 nt
Organism: Sander lucioperca (pikeperch)
Lineage: Eukaryota; Metazoa; Chordata; Actinopteri; Perciformes; Percidae
Gene: actb1
Product: actin, beta 1
Exons: 7
Coding region: 149-1276 (375 amino acids)
Source: RefSeq, a predicted model, not a curated record
UUUCCUUUUAUGGAGAGGGGACGCAGCGCGAGCUCUGAUAAAACCCUGCAAUUUAUUGGCCUCCAUUGCAGUCAAGUUCAGACAUCCUACCGGAGUGUAGAGCUCAGUCACAGCCCUCCUAAGCCGAUAACCCUCCCUCAAACAGAAAAUGGAUGACGAAAUCGCCGCCCUCGUUGUUGACAACGGAUCCGGUAUGUGCAAAGCUGGCUUUGCAGGAGAUGAUGCUCCACGUGCUGUGUUCCCCUCCAUUGUUGGACGUCCCAGACAUCAGGGUGUGAUGGUUGGUAUGGGCCAGAAAGAUAGCUAUGUUGGUGAUGAGGCACAGAGCAAAAGGGGUAUCCUGACCCUGAAGUACCCCAUUGAGCAUGGUAUCGUCACCAACUGGGACGACAUGGAGAAGAUCUGGCAUCACACCUUCUACAACGAGCUGAGAGUUGCCCCCGAGGAGCACCCCGUCCUGCUCACAGAGGCUCCCCUGAACCCCAAGGCCAACAGGGAAAAGAUGACCCAGAUCAUGUUUGAGACCUUCAACACCCCUGCCAUGUAUGUGGCCAUUCAGGCUGUGCUGUCCCUGUACGCCUCUGGUCGUACCACUGGUAUUGUCAUGGACUCUGGUGAUGGUGUGACCCACACAGUGCCCAUCUAUGAAGGCUACGCCCUGCCCCAUGCCAUCCUCAGGUUGGACCUGGCUGGCAGAGACCUCACAGACUACCUCAUGAAGAUCCUGACUGAGAGGGGUUACAGCUUCACCACCACAGCUGAGCGUGAGAUUGUGCGUGACAUUAAGGAGAAGCUGUGUUAUGUUGCACUGGACUUUGAGCAAGAAAUGGGCACCGCUGCCUCAUCUUCAUCCCUGGAGAAGAGCUACGAGCUGCCUGACGGACAAGUCAUCACCAUUGGAAAUGAGAGGUUCCGUUGCCCCGAGGCCCUCUUCCAGCCUUCUUUCCUUGGUAUGGAGUCUUGCGGUAUUCAUGAAACUACCUUCAACAGCAUCAUGAAGUGUGACGUGGACAUCCGUAAGGACCUGUAUGCCAACACUGUGCUCUCUGGAGGUACCACCAUGUACCCUGGCAUCGCUGACCGUAUGCAGAAGGAAAUCACUGCCCUGGCACCCACCACCAUGAAGAUCAAGAUCAUUGCUCCCCCAGAGAGGAAGUACUCUGUAUGGAUCGGUGGCUCCAUCCUGGCUUCCCUGUCCACCUUCCAGCAGAUGUGGAUCAGCAAGCAGGAGUACGAUGAAUCCGGCCCCAGCAUUGUCCACAGGAAGUGCUUCUAAACAGACUUGUCAGUCCGCGUCCCCAAAACACACACUGCUACAAACCCAAACGACUGGCUCUGCAUACAUGCCUACACCAACACACUGGUGUAUGCUGAGCCCACAACACUCUUCCCAUUUUCCCUCAUCACUAUGGCUAUAGCACCAUGCCCCCUGAUGGGGAGAAACUCUGCAGGAAGUACAGAGUGUCCCAGGCGGUGUGAAUGUGUGAGGAACAUGUUCAUUGUCGUGUUUGUGUAGGUCAUUUCAGAUGUGUUUGUUCACCACCUUAUUUGCCUCUAUGAAGGUUUAUUCUCUAGUUGGGCCCACUGCCCAACAGAUGUGUAGUAUUGCUUAUGUAAAUUAUGUAAUCUUUUGUUUUUGUACUUUCAGCCUUAAACGAUACUUGGUCCAGUUUGUUUUUGUCAUUAUGCGAAAGACAAAGCUUCUACCUUGUAUGAUGUAUGAAGGUUUGUGCUUGGGGCUUCAAGCCUCUGGUGUACACAACAAAUUAAUAAAGCGCACAUGUCUAAAAUUCUG